Owenia fusiformis is the source of this 1790-nucleotide messenger RNA. NCBI's taxonomy places the organism in Eukaryota, Metazoa, Annelida, Polychaeta, Sabellida, Oweniidae. The record is from the annotation of a GenBank genome assembly.
CAGGUCCCCAAUAAGCAGUAAGUGUAGAACAGUUAGUAAAUCAAGGAUAAAUAGACCUAUAGGAGACAUACGAAUCAAUGAAGAACAAUAUACUAUGUCAAAGCAGAAAUAAAAUAGGCAUUUCUCUAAGGUGAUUUAAUAUGGAAAGUUUAGAUAUCAUGUGAAACUGAGGAAGUGACUAAAGUACGGCAAGAAUAGUCUACAAGAGGACAUGGCCAGCAAUGCAUAUACACAGUACUUAAAGAACGGAACUGAAUCAACUUACCUUAAAAUUAUUGACCGACAGUUCAAUCCCAGUAAAGAUUUUUUAUGAAUCUAGUGCCUGGACAUAAAGUGACAUAGAUACAUGUACAGUUCCAUUAUGGCUACCAAUAACACCUACCAUGUUACAUACCCUGUGGGGAUGUGGGAGACAAGCACGGUAGAUGACAUGGUCGAGCCCUUUACUUACAACCGUAGUGUAAAUUACGACUCAGACCAAGACCAACCAUUAAGCAAACGAUCAAACUAUAUUGAAUUCAAGAUUGGGGUUGGACUUAUCAAUUAUCUCCUGCCAGUUAUCAUAGUGUUUGGACUUAUAGGUAAUGUCUUGUCUUUGGUGAUAAUGUUACGUAGACGUAUGAGGACUAGCUCUGUAUGCCAUUACUUGGCCAUACUGGCUGUCACUGACAGUAUAGUGCUGGUCGUAAGUGCCUUAAAGACAUGGAUCAGAACGUGGUCAGGCUUCGAGCUACUGCAUGUGUCAAACUUUGCGUGCAAGUUUCUAAAAUUUCUAUUUUUCUACAGCGCACACUUUUCUGCUUGGCUUGUGGUUGCUAUGACAACAGAGCGGGUCAUUGCAAUAUGGUUUCCAUUCAAAGCAACGACAGUGUGUAGUAAGAAACGUGCUAGAAUUGUUACAUUAUGCCUUGCAUUUUUACUACUAGCAGUGAACUGUCAUGUCUUGAUAACUACAAAACUAGUCCCAGACUCAAACAGGCCAGGAAAAUCAGUGUGUACGAGUGAAAAAGAUGACUACUUUAUAUGUGAUAUAUUUCCAAAAAUCAAUCUGGCCGUGUAUUCUUUGAUUCCAUUUGUGCUACUUCUACUGUUUAAUUGUUCUAUAGUUGUAGCACUAAUGUGCCAUAGACGCUUCAUAGAGUCGCAACAUCAAAGUAUGAAAGGACACACAGGAAGUAUACACAGCGCCACCUAUUCGGCAAACAGUCAGAAGCUGACACUAAUGUUGCUGACAGUUUCUUUUGUUUGGAUCAUCACCACUAUUCCAUACACCGUCUACACACUGUUUCCAAAUCACACAGUAUCUGAUGCCAGAGAACAAGCUGUAAACUUCCUUAUCCGUGUCAUAUGUUACCUAACAAUGUAUGUUAACCAUGGCAUCAAUUUCUACAUUUAUAUACUGACGGGAAAGCGAUUUCGACGUGAACUGACGAGAAUCUUUUGUGGGCAUAAACAACGCCGUAGAAUGAGUAGUCCACAAGUGAAGAGAAAGGUGCAUAAGACAAACUCACCUCUUUUAGAGAAUUUGAUCAUAGAGAUAGGACAGAACAAGAAACCAACUACGGAUGAAACUCCAAUAAAAUAAUGAUCAAACUAAAACAUAUCUAAUAACAACUGUUUACUAUCUAAUUAUUCUUAGUUACCAAAAAGUGUAAAUAAAAUGAGGUAUGUGUACAUUUAAUUGUUUAUAUUUUCUGACAUUUAAAUUGUAAAAAUAUCAGUAAGCAUAAGAUACUUACUGGAAGUUAUGAAUAAUGAUUUAACAUAAACGUAUACUUAUAAUGAACCCU